Molecule: messenger RNA, 1270 nt
Organism: Diatraea saccharalis (sugarcane borer)
Lineage: Eukaryota; Metazoa; Arthropoda; Insecta; Lepidoptera; Crambidae
Source: the annotation of a GenBank genome assembly
GGUCCUGUAUCGAUAUUCCGAUAUAUCGUAUCGUAUCGGGCAUCCCUACCUAUACGUUUUAAAUGUCAAAUCGGGCGGGACUUCUUCAGAAAAUGUGACUGAAACGAAAACUUUAUUUUUUAUUUGAUUUAAAUAAUUAAAUAGAUAGUCUCUAAUAUUAUUCACCCAAGCCGUAUCGUUCAAUUAUUAAUAUAAUGGCCACAUCUACCAUAAUACGUGUGAAACGGAAGAUAGAAGAUAAUCCACAAGACGCUUUAGUACUUUUGUGCAAACGUUUGAAAACAGACACUGAGGAGAUUUCACCAUCACUAUUUGUUUUCCAAGGAACUGUUAGUGAUCGGGAGAGCAAUGAUGUAAAGAAGAUAGUUCCAAAAAAUGAAUUCCAACUUAAAACAACGCACAAUGUCAAUGAUAUUAUCAAUAAAAUAAGGAAGGAGAGGAAGGAAGCUGCACAAGAGAAUCGUUAUGAAGUUAUUAACUGUUCUAGAGGUCUAAAAGAUGGCACCGAUGACAAUGAUAUUUAUGAUUUGGUUGAUUUGCAAAGAACAAGUGAUGUUGAAAAGGAUGUGAAGUAUGCUUAUGACUUAUAUGUAGCUGCUAAGCAGCAGGAUUUUGAUGUGUCUAUGUUGGAUAAUCUUGUGAGCAUUGAAAACUAUGAAACAAAUUUAAUUUUUGGCUCACAUCGAGACAAUGGUAAAAAUCUUUCCUCUGAUGAUGAAGCAGAUGAUGAGGACGAUUCGAAUGAUGAGAACAAUUGGAGGAACGAGUAUCCGGACACAGAUAACAGUAGCAUAGAUGAAGAAGCAAUGGUUCGUGCCUUAGAGAGAUGCGAUAUUGAUGAUCUAUCAAGUGAUGCAGGCGAAGACAAAAUAUAUGACGAAGAAUUAAAAUUAUGUGAUGAAGAUGUGAAACGAUAUGGAGCAGCUUAUGCAGCUUAUAAAGCUAGAGUGCUAUCUGAGGAUCGUGUGUUCAAUUCAAGCUUAAUUCAGUGUUCAAGAGUGAAAGAGCUGGAUAAAGAAUCUGUUGAUGGGUACAAAGAUGAUGAUGAUGGAUUUUACUAUGGACAAGAUGAAGACACUGAACAAUUUAGAGAACAAUAUGGAGAGAUAUCCUCUGAUGAAUAUAGUCCAGAUUGAACUUUUAAGUUUAAAAUGAAUUUUUAUUAUCUAAGAAAAUUUAAGUGAUUUUGUUGUACAUAAAGUAAUAUAGAUAUUUAUAGUUUACCUAAUUUUUUAAUUUUAUAAAUACUAAGUUUUCCAUAUAAAACUAC